Messenger RNA from Filobasidium floriforme, 1778 nucleotides. RefSeq lists its product as uncharacterized. The record is from RefSeq and is a predicted model, not a curated record. The coding region runs from base 65 to 1414 and encodes 449 amino acids. The transcript is spliced from 6 exons. Lineage: Eukaryota; Fungi; Basidiomycota; Tremellomycetes; Filobasidiales; Filobasidiaceae. Gene Ontology annotation, biological process: RNA processing.
CCCCCGUUCCCGUGCCAAACUUAUCCAGGCAAACCGACCGAGAGCCAACCCUGACACCUUCCAGAUGGCCAAGAAUGCCAAUCCCGUUGAAGCGCAUCGCAAGGCGAUGCGCAAAAAGGAGCUCAAACGAAACAAGGAAGCCAGAACCAAGACUAGGGAGGUCAUCACGCUCAAAAAGGAUACUGGUGCGCUAGAUGCAGAGGUCCGAAGACUUACUCAAGCAGAACAAGCCAAAGAGCUCGACGCGGCCGGUAUCGCUCGACUGAAAGAGGUCAAGGAGGAACUAGAGAGAGUUAAAAAAGCCAAGGCGGAUUAUGUCAAGGCGAACCCGGAGGCAGAGGAUCUCGUCUACAAGCGGGAAAAGGAGAGGGAAAAGGCUCGAUUGGCGGAAAGGCAAGCGACCGGACAGGGGGAUCGAGUGAGGGCGGCGCCGGGGAUUUCGAUUUAUGGAGUGAGGAGUGUGUUUUAUCACGAGGUCUUGAACCCUCUGGGACAUCCUCCGCCUGGGAUGUUUGAUCAGGAGAGACCAUCGGAUGAGAUGUUUGACGCAUCGUCGAGCGACGGCGAUUCAGAUUCCGACAUCGUGAUGCCCGAGGGAAGCCCUUCCCGGCAGCAAGGGGAUGAAGACGACUCGGAUUCGGAUGACAGUAUUGUCAUGCCUGAAGGGGAUGCACCGCCCGAGGCUAGAUUGGCUCCCCCGCCCAGUGCGCCCAUGUCGCUGAUGACCCCUGCAGGUCCUCCCAUGUUUGUCCCUUACCGACCGCCACCUUUCUACCCAAGCAACAAUUUCCGACCGCCAAACCAGCACCAAGGCUUUGGGACGGGUUCGAAUCACAUGCCGCUUCCUCCGCCUGGUUUCUUCCCAAACAAUUACAACAACAACAAUGGUCGUACACCGCAUUUCCAGCCUGGAUUCCGACCUCCCCAAAAUCGACCGGGCAUCAUGCAUCAAGAUCCUCUUUCGGACAUACCGCAUUCCACGUUCCAGGCGCAUCGCAUAGCUAAACAAGAAGGCGGAGCGACGACCGGCGAACAGGCCGGUCCCGGCGAUGCUGCUCCCGUCCCUGCAGCAGCGGUAAUCGAAGCAGCACCUCAGAUUCGAGAUCUACGUAAAGAGGCGGCAGCUUUCGUACCCCGAGCUGCCAAGAAGAAGAAGACGGUCGCUUCGGCCAUCCAGGUCAACGCUGCUCCACCGCCAGACGAUGACCCUGCUAUGGCCAAUGAAGAGCCCUCGCUGGUUGCUGAAGACAAGGAAGAAGGAAAACCCCCUGCUCCGGUCUACAACCCUGCUGCUGGCGGCCUUAUGGGCAAAUUGUCCGGUAUCCUCGGUUCGGCUCCGGCUAGUAGGACGACGGAUAAACCGAAAGAUGAUUAUCAGUCUUUCUUGGCCGGUCUGGAUAACCUCCCCCAGUGAGGCUCUGUGUUGGGGGAAGGGGCUGUCCUGCGUAUACUAUGUGACAGAGUAUGCUCGAAACAGUACAAUAUGCUUGGAUAAUCUUUUGCCUGGGGAGGCGGUCUCGCUUCGUGAAUCCGAUGCUCAAAUGGAGGGGAAACGGUUCCGAAUUUCGCUGUCUUGAUCUUCAGCCUGGGCCAGAGCCUGGAGUGCCUUUCGUCCCGUUACGAACAAGAGAUGCAAGCGAACCCCGAACCCUUGGAUCACGUACAGUUAAUGUGUGCUUGUGUGAUUGAAAGCUACGCCGACUCGCGGGUUUAUAAAAUCCAGAUUACGUACACGCCUCGUGAUCUAGUGAUCUAGUGAGCUAGUGACCGAUGUUGGA